This is a messenger RNA of Cetraspora pellucida, 273 nucleotides long. NCBI's taxonomy places the organism in Eukaryota, Fungi, Glomeromycota, Glomeromycetes, Diversisporales, Gigasporaceae. The record is from the annotation of a GenBank genome assembly.
AUGAGUGAACCUACUAUUAUUAUAGACCCUAAUGAAGAAUUGCAAAUUAGUGAUAAUGUUUCUAUAAGAGUUGUAGAUCUUUAUAGCUUUGAGAGCUUAGAAUUAGUUAAAAAAUUCAAACAAGAUUUGGCUAGACUUAUAUACAAAAUUCAAUAUGCCAUAGAGGGAAAACUUAAAGAAGGCAUGUCACCAUCAUAUGCAGUGACAUUGGAAGAAGUAAUACCUAAAGUAUCUACUAAACCUAAAAGACCUAUUGGAAAGGAUGAACCAUGA